This is a messenger RNA of Staurois parvus, 384 nucleotides long. The record is from the annotation of a GenBank genome assembly. NCBI's taxonomy places the organism in Eukaryota, Metazoa, Chordata, Amphibia, Anura, Ranidae.
CACUUUUGUUGGUCUGUGGAAUUCUCUUUGGCCUGCCUCAAUACGGAGGUGCAGAGACCUGGGCCAGGUUUCAACAAAAGCAUAUCACCAGUGCCUCUUAUACUGGAAUUCAACUGCAGCAGAGCCAUGAACGAUCCUAUAUUUAUUGUAGGUGGGCAAUGCAAGGACUUCAAUACCUUCAUCCAUGCAGUCGCUGGAAGAGUCAAGGAGAUCUGCAGAGGUGUCAAGGGUACAACGAAUAAAUCCAGUCCAAAUGCAUAUGACCUAACUGAGUGCAGAAAAGCUACCAGGUGCAACUAUAACGGACGUUAUGAACAGAGUAAAAUAUGUGUAACCUGCCAAAAUAGUGUGCCUGUUCAUUUCGUCCGUAGAGGAACCUGCUAA